AUGACGGAUGCCCUUCAACCACUUCUGCUAGCAGAGGCCCUUAUGGACAGGGGGUCAUACUUGAGCGGUAUUUACACCAAAGAGAUGAAGGAGGUAGCCGUAGAUCUGAAGAAGAGGGAAGAGAUCCCUGUAAGGCGUGCAGACAAGACAGCCGCGUUCGUGCUCAUCAGCACUUUGGAAUACUUCGAGAAACUCGCCGCCAUCUUGUCUAAUGUCUCCAAGUUUGAGAGACUUACGAAGAACCCGACGGAAGAAAUCAAACACAACGCCAACCGGGUCAUCACAGCUGUGAAUGCCGCUACGAAUGCCACACAUCUCCCACCCAUCCAAGGUGACUAUAGCCUCGGCUACCUAUACAGGAACGAGAAGACCCACAAGGAAGGCAACCCAAUAUGCCAGAUCAUCAGCCAAACGCCCGCCCCGACUUACGCUCUGGCCAAACGCCUUAAUAAAAUCCUGACUCCAUAUAUCCCCUCCAGAUACUGCCUCACAUCAUCGGUGGAAUUUUUGGAGAAGAUCCGUGACUCCUCCGGUGCGGGAACCAUGGUGUCCUUAGACGUUGAGUCUCUAUUCACCAACAUGUACUGCGUAGCGAUGGGGUCCCCCUUAGGAGUCCUCUUCGCUAACUUCUACAUGGGUGAAACGGAAGAAAGGGUCUUCUCGCAACAUAGAUGUCCCCGCACAUAUGGACGCUAUAUCGAUGAUAUCUUCGUGCAAGCCGACUGCGAGGAUGAGGUAGAAGCCCUUUGGCAGCAGUUCCUGCAACACAGCGCACUCAACUUCACAGUCGAGUACAGCAGCGACGAUCGGCUCCCCUUCCUCGACGUCCUUGUCACGAAGACGAAUCAGAAGUUGGUGACUACAGUUUACACCAAAGCUACGAACCUUGGACUUUGUCUAAAUGGAGAUAGUGAGUGUCCUGCGUGGUUCAAGACCACCACCGUCAGGGCCUUCGUCAGGAGGGCCCUCUCGCACUGUUCGACAUGGUAG
Molecule: messenger RNA, 990 nt
Organism: Macrobrachium nipponense
Lineage: Eukaryota; Metazoa; Arthropoda; Malacostraca; Decapoda; Palaemonidae
Exons: 2
Coding region: 1-990 (329 amino acids)
Source: RefSeq, a predicted model, not a curated record